AUGGAAUCCGCACAGCUAACCCAAAUUGACGGUUCUUAUCUUGAUAAAGAAUUCAGUCAUUAUGUCAUCCUCGCUCAAGACUUAAUGAGACAAAUGAAAUCAUCAGAAGAUCGUCGAAUUUGUGCUCGUUACAUGACGCAAUGUAAUAAAAUGAAGAGUGACAAUUUAAACAUUAAAUAUCAUCGCAAUCGCUUCUUCCGUUAUAUGCUGAAAACAAUGAAAAAGACAGUUGAGAAUCAAGCAAUUCAAAAGGAUUAUUUCUUUCAUUUGCCUGAGGAGAUGCAAAUGGGAGACAAGAAUGAAAUGAAGCCACAGUGGAGUGCGGAUGGGAGGACUUAUGUCGCAGCAAAAAUCAUUCCCGGUUAUGCAACGUUGAUUUACAUGGCUGUAACGAGUAAAACAGAAGAUGGAUGGGAUCAUGAUGGAUUUGCAAAAUUUAGUUCCUAUCUGCCUGAUGUAAAUGUUGAUGAGAUUUUACGGAUGGCUAAAAUGAACAUGAAUAAGGUAGAUAAUGAUGAGAUUAAUGAAAAUCAAGCUGAAGAUUAA
Messenger RNA from Chironomus riparius, 546 nucleotides. Lineage: Eukaryota; Metazoa; Arthropoda; Insecta; Diptera; Chironomidae. The record is from the annotation of a GenBank genome assembly.